Messenger RNA from Anguilla rostrata (American eel), 2530 nucleotides. RefSeq names its product cortexin-3-like. NCBI's taxonomy places the organism in Eukaryota, Metazoa, Chordata, Actinopteri, Anguilliformes, Anguillidae. The record is from RefSeq and is a predicted model, not a curated record. Bases 817 to 1182 code for a protein of 121 amino acids. The transcript is spliced from 2 exons.
UCAUGCAUCACCUGCACGCGCUACAAUGAAAGUGCGGUGAAAGACAUUCGCUUAGAUGGUGUCUAGUAGAGUAGAUAUGCUACUUACAGUACACAUGUGUGUAAGAUUUAGAAAUUGUAUAACCCCGUUCAAACUAAAUAGUAAAUUCCUUUAUUGCGUCUAAUUUGCAAAUGACUACUAAGACUAAAUGCAGAAUAGAUAACUGGGAGCAUUCUCUCUGAAAGGUAAGCAACCAGUCUAGUUAGAGGUAGCCUAUUCCAUGGAGCUACCCAACGCUGUCGUGGAUAUGAAUACCCUGUGGACAAUAUAAUCGAUCAAUAUGGGAUUCUUUAAGGCGGGACACGGUAGAAAUUAAUCUGUACCACGGCACAUUCCCGACAGCAAACGACGAUAAGACCUAAGAGGCACUCCCUGGCUGUCUGGCGCGUGUAGAGAUGCGCGUGGGGGGAUGCCCGGUGAUUUCCUACCGCUGUAGAAUCCUAAUGUGCUCCACGCUGCGUUAUUACCUCUGCUGCGGCUCGCGAACCGCCUGUCAGGUUACCGGCGUCGAGCCUCACACUACAGGCACGGGACGAAACUGCGCGUUCAGCCGGAGGUUUCUGCUUUUAAUUGCUCCCGUUCCUUCGUUUUCUUCUAGAAGGCAUAAACUACCGUGGAACUGAAUGUUUUAUGAAGAAUACGUGUUCCGGAGCUUUGUUUUUUUUUUCUUUUAGCUUUUCUCGCUUUUCAUAUUCUUGUUUCAUCAAGUGAGAUUGAGGGCGAAGUAGAGAAGAGGAUAGCAUGGGCGAAACCCUGGGGUUUUGUCUGUAAUUCGAAAUGGACCCGGUCUUGUCACGGCGAGGCAAAGACGAUGAGGCCGGGCCGGGCGAGCCGGGGCGGGGUCCAGUGAGGAUGAGCGUGCGUCUCCUGUGGGACGACCCGCUGCACCUCACCUGGACGAUGGAGGCGGAGCCCUUCACCUCCACGCUGCUGCGGUCGGGGGGCCCCGUGCUCGACCCCGGCAUGACCCUGGAGCAGAAGACCACCUUCGUCUUCGUCAUCUUCCUCUUCAUCUUCCUGGGCAUCCUGAUCAUCCGCUGCUUCCGCAUCCUGCUGGACCCCUACCGCAGCAUGCCCACCUCCACCUGGGGCGACGGCCUGGACGGCCUGGAGAAGGGCCAGUUCGACUACGCCCUGGCGUAGAGAAGGGGCCGCCCCCGUGGGGGGCCCCCAGUUUCUGGCGGGAGUCUCCGCCUCCUCCCUGUCGCCGUCAACGCAGAGCGCUCGGAAACAUGAGCAUCAGACAGCGCCCGCUAUGUGACUGACCCGCUGUCCUUUCCUUUGACCGCUCACGGAAAAGAUCGGAUUUCUUGCGUAGGGUAGUACUGCAGCUUAUCCACGUACGCUGUGACCGAACCACCCUGCUGAGGUAGGAACCGCGAGGUUCGCCCACAGUUACAUCCUAAAUGUCCCCGGUCACAUACCGCUUCGUGUGACAUUGAACCGUUCCUCUAAUAAAUCACAGUUGCGCGCGCUCUCCGCUGAAGGUGAAGAGACAUUGAUGAACGGCAGAACUGCAAAGGACGUUUGGUUAACAUCCACCCGGUCCCAUUAGGACUAGGCCCCAGUGGCCGUAAAUUACAAAUCAAGUUUGGUUACCCUGCGCGGAUUGGCCUGAUCAAUCACAAUUGGUGUUGCUCUGUGUUUCUAAUUUUUCCAUUGGCAAGAGAGUGAAAUGUCUUGAAUCCACGGGGGGCCAAUCAGGGUAUUAAACGGAUGGAGCUUCCAUAACGAACUACAGCAAAUGCUGUCCACUCCGUGCUCUGUUUUGCAUUUUGUGCAUUCAAUCAUACUUAGAGGUUUGUCUGAAGGUAGGGAUUCGGCUUGCGAUCGUGGUAAGUGAUGCCGUUACUUUAUCUGCUUGUCCAAAAAUUUGCCCCCACAAAUCAAUAUUUGGACAAACAGUGGAAUGAUGAGUAAUUUCAUCUCCUUCGGACUUUGAAGCGUACGCCCCGCCCUGUGCCAGGAACACCAUUUAAUCCCUUGAAGCCUGUCAUUAAAACUAUAUUAGUUUACACACACCUUUCUCUUUAUCUUUUUUUUUUCAAAGCAGAGAACCAUUAGCGUAUUUUCACAUUACGUAUUUUCUUCUAGCAGAGCAAAAGUAAAUAACUCUCAUUGGUCGAGGAGAGGAAGAAGAGCUUACAGCAGACUCGUGUUAAGAUUAACACUUUAUCAUAAUAAAAGGCUGCAAGGUUGGCAAUAAGACUAGUCUUUUAAAAUUGGAAUCGUGACUAAAGGUGUCGGCACCACUGGCGUCCUGACAUCUGGGGAAAUGUGCUUUGCUUGCAUUCACCUCAGAAACGUGGGGGAGAACACCUGUACUCCCUGCAGUAUUAGCUGUCAUGACUGGGUGACUGGCAGGUAUUGAAUCUGCAGUCAGAGCUCGUUGAAGUCGGGCCUCUUAAGCGAACAUCUGCCUUCAUUAAACAGCAGCGCACUUCAGACACAUUGUACACGAUCAAUUUAAAAAGGGAAGGAAAUCUCAUUA